Messenger RNA from Pteronotus mesoamericanus, 9093 nucleotides. It is a transcript of the gene EXPH5, whose product is annotated as exophilin 5. Gene Ontology annotation, molecular function: small GTPase binding. The transcript has 6 exons. Gene Ontology annotation, cellular component: endosome. NCBI's taxonomy places the organism in Eukaryota, Metazoa, Chordata, Mammalia, Chiroptera, Mormoopidae. The record is from RefSeq and is a predicted model, not a curated record. Gene Ontology annotation, biological process: intracellular protein transport; multivesicular body sorting pathway; positive regulation of protein secretion. Bases 87 to 6083 code for a protein of 1998 amino acids.
GGGAUCAAGUCUUCUCUGUCUUAAAAAAAUGUCAUCGUAACAGGAGGCACCAAGAAGCUUAAGUGUAGCUCAUAACACAGAGAAAAAUGACGAAAUUUCCUCAGGGGUUUGAUCUCAGUUUCCUAAACGACGAAGAAGCCAGGAAGAUCCUUCAGGUGCUGGAAAGAAAUGAGGAGCUACAGAGGGCAGAGAAGGACAGGAUCAGCAAACUCCAGAAGACAAAGAGGGAUAUCAGAUGGCUUCAUGGAGUGACUGGUGAAUGGUUUGAAGAAAUUCAAAGAAAAAAGUUUUGCAAUGAAACAGAUGUUAGCCAAAUGUUAAAACAACCCCUUACAUACAGGCUAAGGAAGGGGAUGGCAGAAAAUGAUCCUAUGGAAUUACAAACAUCACGAUCUAAAAAUAUACCUGCUCAAAGAAACCCAACACCCGUUCCUUCUCGGCUCGGUUUCAGAUCAUCAUUUGCUUCCCUGUUCUCAUUCGGAAAACCCAGGAACGAGACUUUAAAGCCUCAGCGACUGGAACCGAAAGGAUGUGACAGGCAUGCAGGACCUGCCGUGUCUGUGAGGGGAACUGCUGUGCCGGCAAAAUUAUAUAAUUCGCCUCUGGAAAAUCAACCAUUGGAGAGUGCAUUUGUUCCCAAGUCAGCAGGCAUGAGGGAGGGAAGCAGCGUGCCCCCGUGGGAUGCUUCUGCACUGGAGAGUGAGUUUUUCCGAGUUUUAGAUGAUUUGGAUAGCAAACUGGCUCAGGAACAGUCUGAAAGCUCAGCGAAUACAAAAACACCUCUCAACUAUGGAUCAAGACCACAGUUCAGUCGUUUUCACGCCAGUGGGAACAGACAUGGUAAUGCCACAGGAAGGCACAGAAAUCACUAUAAUGAAACUUCUAAUAUGUCUAUCUAUGACAUCCUAAGACCAGGAACCCCUAGAGAAGGUUUUAAAACCUUUUCUUCUAGAAUAAGGACAAUUUAUGAUAUGUAUAGGACACGGGAGCCCAGAGUCUUAAAAGAAGAUUAUGUGCAAAAGAAUACUUUUGGUAGUAGUUCUCUGUGUUCUGACAGCAGGCGAUUAGCCUCACCAGCUACACGGUAUUUCACAGCAAGAAGCAUACAUUUUCCAGCCACAACUCAGAACAAGAAUGGAUUUACACCACCAAGCCACCAGCAGAGCCCAAAGAGAACUCCUUUAUCAUCCAUCAUAUGGAAUAGAUCAGAUUCGUCUGGAGACAGACUGAACCAGGAAGAGUUCCUGGGAGCGCCAUCACCGAUGGAAGUUGACCCUGCUGACCAGUACGUGUACCCCAGGUGUUUUCAGAAUAGGAGCUAUGAAUUUUAUCGUUCACAGAGUGUUUACCAAAGUACAAAUUUAAAUUCCCCCAUGGAUUGCGCAGUGAACCCAGACCCAUUUGAGAACUCAGAGAAUAUGCCAUUUUACCAUCAAGACAACCCGUUUGCUAGGUCUUUCUUUAGCAAUACCUUUGGACGAAGCAGGGAACAGAGAUUUGGACAUAAUUCUUUUUGGGGCCAACAAGAAGAACAUUCUUCUUGGUCUGGCUUUCAUCAAAGCAGGAAACCAUUCACUUCUUCCGUCAGGGACUUUGAAAUGAUUUCCAGUGAAGCAAAUAGUGCAUCACCUGGUCAUGGCCAUACUGUUUCUUCUCAACACUGGGGAUCAUUUUCUCCUAGUUACAGAACAACUACUUCCAGAGACCAAGAAGAGCCACAUCCCUCGCAGUUUGAUUCUCAGACAUCCAUAGUGGAAAGCAUGGAGGUGUCACAAGGUAAUGGGAACCAGAUGACUCACUUUGGCACACCAAAUAUUUGCUCCACGAUUGAUUCAAGCUAUCACAUCAAAUCUCGUGGGUUAGAAUGUCAACAGGAAAGUUCUCCUAAAGAAGUGCAUGUCAACCAAGAACCUUACUCAUUUGGAAUUGCUCAGACUUUAGCAUCCUCAUUCACAACUUCCUUCUCCCAUGUUCCUGAGGACAAAGGGAAUCAACAGGGUCCCACCUUUCAGAAUACCACAGUCACUUGGCAGAAAAUUAAGCCUGCCUCUCUUCCAAUGAGAAGCUACACAGAAGUCACCAGCAGCAGUUCAGUUGAUUCUCCACCUCUUACUCAAAGCCAACCCAGUAUCUUGGCCACAGAAGUGAAUAAUGAAAAAGACUUGAAUGAGUCUAUUUUGGAAAAAGACAAACAACUAUAUAAGAUGGACCAGACAAACGCAACGAGUGAAAUGCCCCAACCUGUUUCAGAGACAGUAAUCUCUAACACGUUAGCUGAUUUGCAAAGUCCCCUCUCCCAAGACUCAGCCCAAACCAAGAGAUUUAUUUUUAAUGCAUCUACCACCAUAAGUUCAAAAAAGUCACCGAAAGUCAUUUCCAGGAAAGAUAACUCUAAACUUCAUAUAUCACAGAGAGAUAAAGCCAAUGAACUGAAAAAAGAUAAGGGUUAUACUGAAAACCGAAAAUUUGGCGCAGCAACUUCCUUUCCUUUCAUUCAGGAAUGCAGAGCACCAUCAUCUUCUCCUAGCCCAAAUCAAGGUUGUUACCAGGAAUUAACAGUAAGUAAUGAAGACAGUUCAAGCAUUAUUGAAAGUAACCCCUGGACCUCUGAACCUACUGGUGAUCAAAAUGCACAAUCUCCAGAAAAGUCCGGUAUUUUAGAUACCAAGGAAGAACAAUGUACCAAAACUCAUUUUACCAAUUGUAGCAAGUCAACUACUGGCCACAAUAUGCCAUGUGAUUCUGUAGGUCUGUCAUCAGGUAUGCUGCCAGGUUCUCCACCAUCCAGUGAUUUUUUCCAUGGUGAUCAGGUGGUUCCUCCUACUACAGUGCUCUCCAGGGAAAGUCUUUCAGGCCAACAUCCAUCUCUGAGAGAAAGAGAAAAAGAAGACAAUAAUAGCAAGAAUCAAAGUAAUCAGUUAACUUGGACCCUUUCAGAAACUGAAAAGAGUGAUGAUAGUUGUAUGCCUCUAAAUAAUGAAGUGAUUGAUGUCAAGUGCCAUUCACAUCCUCCUUUCAGGGCUGGAAAGGGAAAAGCAAAAAUAAGACAUAUAUCCUAUAUUGAAAAGUUGAGCAAAACAGAAAGUAAAUCAACACCCACAAGUGGCAGCAGUAGCCUCAUUGAGGUAAAUCAAAGUGAUUCCAAGUCUCCUGACCACACAAUUUAUUGUACCUUGCCAAGAAAAGCAUCCAGUUUUCUCACUAAUAGCAGGAAGUCAGAAAGUAAGAUAAUGGCUUCUUCAUUUGGGAAUGAGCCACUUCCACUCCAAAUUGAAAAUAAUUUGGAAGAUCCAAUAGGGAAAGACACAUCAAAUAAAUUCAACCCCAGUUCCGAGUCAGAAAGCAGAUGUCCCAAAGUAGUUUCAGACUCAGCCUCAGUAGCACCUGAAGCCACAGAGAGGAUGACAAAUAGGACAAACAUUGGAUCUGCUUCCACUAGAAAAGGAUCACUCCCAUUCCUCAUCAAGAGGGCUGUGUCCUGUCCUUCAGAGGCAUCACAUGCCUCAUUUGGAAGAAAUGAAAGAGAAGAAUGCUUGGUUUCAGGCAUGGAUGCUUCUGCUAUAACACUAAGACCUUGGGAGAAAACCACUAACCCUCUGGAAAGUGGCUCAUCAGUUAGGGAUUGUUCUUCAACCAAAAGACACCACCAAAAGGAACACUUUCAAGAAUGCACGGAAAAGGAUGGUGAAAUCGCUGCCACCAAGACAUUUUCCCUCUCAAAAGAAGACCCUUUACCUUUUUCUUCAGAUAUGUCAGGGGGAAAAAGUGGGAAAACAUUACAUAAAUUUAAGACUACUAGUAUGUUUUCUGUUUUUGGUAAUGAAGAUAAUGUAAAGUGUCUUGAGGUAGUUUCAAUAUAUUACACUCUACCAAGGAAACACAGCAAAAAAUUAUGUAACCUCCUUCAAAAAUAUACUCAAAACACCGAUUUACUUCCAGAAUCAACUAAAGUGGGGACUAUAACGUAUUCCAAUGCUUUAGAAAAAGAAAGACUAAAUUAUUCCACACAAGAACAGUCAGGAACAUCUUCAUCUGAACACCUGAACACACUGGCCAGCUCUGCUCAGGAAAACAGCAGUUGUUUUUCUCCCAACUCUGAAAAGGUGGCUAUUUUCCAGUUAGCAAGUACUAGCCCCUCGGAACCUACACUACAGGAAAUGGCUCCAAUAGGAGCAGAUGUUUCUCUUCAUAAAGGAGAAUCUAAAACCAGAGAGAUUGCCCCAGAUAACUUAGCUAAAACACCUCUAGGUGAUUCACAAAACAGGAAAAAGAGAGGGAAAAAGUUGCAAAGUAAAACCAUGCAUACUUCAUUAAUUCUUCAGGGAAAGGAAGUUACAAGAGAGAAAUAUGAAAAUUGUCAGAACUCCAUUAAAUCACCUGACAGUGGUCCUAAUCCUCCAGCCCAUGCAGAAGGGGUUGCUCAAAAUCCCCAAACCAGAGGAAGUUCUGGGGCAUAUGCAGGUAAUGGUAUAACCACCACAGUUACUGGAAGUGCAAAGUGUCUUCAGAAAGAUACCACAGGCGUAGCUGAAGGUGAUAUCUCCAAUGGAUUGCAGCCUAGGGAAGUCAGAGGAGCAGAUUUCCCAAAAAAGACUGAUAAAGCACUUCCUGACUCAGGAAGCCAAGUCUUUGCUCUUACUCCAGCUUUGCAUAAACUACAUCUGGAUGAGGAGAUUUGUUCAGGUGAACAAGAUUUAGACAGUUUGCAGUCUGAACCCGGAGAACUACCUCAAAGAAGUAAGGAGGUAAAUCUGACAAAGAAGGGCAAGGCUAAAGAGGAAAUGCAGAGGCUAGCAUGGGAUCAACCCUCACUUCCUGAAGGAAGUAAUACAAGUAAAACCAGCUUGGAUGACCAAGAGAAAGGGAAAAACAGAUCCUCAGUUAAACACAGAUUGGCAGCCAUGUCCAAAGCAAGCAGAAAAUUUCCAGCUAAAGAUUUAAGCCCCAGAAGACAUGUAGCUACUGUUUUCCCCCAAAGUGGAAACAGUUCUGGCUUCAGUGGUUUACCUCUUGGCACACCAGAGUGCAACCCACUGUCCCCUGAGCCUACUCCAAAAUCCACAGAAUCCACUGAUGUAAGCAGUUUGAGUAAUGAUGGAAUGGAUGUGAAGAAAUCCGAGAACCUUCUCCAGGUUACUGUAAUAUCCAACAGAGAAGCUGCUACACACUUAAGCAAUCCAAAGUCUAACAGCAUUUCACAACCACAUCAGAAUGAGUUUAAAAAUAUCUCAGAAUCACCACCCAAGUAUGAGAAUUCUAAAGAUGUAACAGUAGCUCGGAUUUUGGGAAGAGAAUCAGGUACCCUGACCCAACCCAUAUUCACCAGCCUCAGGGAAGCCGACUUCUCUAACCACCAGAGGAGGUUGAACCCUUAUCUUCCAGGGGAGCCUGCAGAGAAAUCUGCAGUAAGCAUCCCCCUGGCCAGCUGUCAGCAGCAACAAAGGAGUGCUGCAUCUCUGGAGUGGGAACCUGAGCUAUACCCCUAUCGUUCAAAGAGUUUAAAAAGCAUCAAUGUGCAUGGUGAUCUGUUACGAAAAAGUCAUCCUCCAAAAACCAGGGAGCGCCAUUUUUCUGAAAGCACUUCUAUUGACAAUAGCCUGAGCCAUCUGACCCUUGGGGAUGAGUUCUCUAACAACAAUGGGUAUACUCGAAAAUUCAAAUCUUCUUCUGAACUUCCAUCUUACGAUGGAAAUGAAAAUUGGGCUUUGUGUAGCAGCAGGAUGAAAAUGGGUCCCAAGUCUGCAACAUCUAUAUCCAGACCUAUCGACUAUGGGAUAUUUGGGAAGGAACAACAGUUGGCUUUCUUGGAGAAUGUAAAGAGGUCACUCACACAAGGAAGGUUAUGGAAACCAAGUUUUCUGAAGAACCCUGGCUUCCUGAAAGAUGACGUAACUCACCCUCCUAAUCCUAUGGAGCCAUCAAGCUCAGAUUCUCCUAGAAAUCAGAUGCCAGAGGAUGGCUUACCUCCAAAUGUACCACUUAAUAUCUACGAGGAGGACCCAGUAGACUCAGACUGUGACACAGACACAACUACAGAUGAUGAGUACUACCUGGAUGAAAAUGACAAAGAGUCAGAACUGUGAGGCUUUUUCAAUAAAAUGCAUAAUCUUUUCUCCAAAAUCUAGUAAUGGAAAUAAAAUGUAAAUGUGUGUGUACAUGGGAAGGACAGAUAUUUAAAAAAAAAUAAUCUAUUUCUGAAGCAACCUGAAUUCUUCACCCCAGAGCAUGCAUGUGUGUGUGUGUGGACACACACACACUUCCUGAAUUCCAGAGCAAUGCCUUCUUGUUUUGAGGGAUUCUCUGCUAUUUAUCUGACUCUGUUUAUAUCCUUAGCUUUCCUUCCCAUACCCAAUUUAAGUCUCUAAUUCACUUUUCAAUGUUAGCUUUCCUCUCUGCUUCCCCCUAGACUGUUUUUUACACCUUUCAUGUGAUUUACAACCCUAAUGUCCCAGGCACAGGUACAAAACUUGUUACUCAGUACAACUGCAAAACUGUAUAUUACUUCCUCUGGUCCACAUCCCGUACUCAUGGCAUUAAAAUAAAGGCAUGAUGACAGUGGAGUAAAUAUUGUCAUCCCGUUUGAUUCAUCAGCAUUUAGGAGGUCUAGGGUUUGUUUUGUUUUGUUUUUUCCUUCUUCUUCUUUCAAACAAAGAUAAGGAAAUUUUCAUAAGGACAUUCUGUUACAUCCAUGGUGGACCCAGAGAGGCACCUGUCUGAAGUGCUUGUGAUAAUAGAUGAGGAGCAGAAUUCCUCGUAGGCCAAGCAACAGUUGUACUCCCAGGAAUUCCUUUGAAAUUGUUUGCAGAAAUUGGCUGAAUUGUUAAGAGCUGAAUUUUAAUCAAGGACUGGGGCCAGGCAACCUGAGGGCACAGAAGGAGGCUUGGCCCCAAAAUUUCUGCCUAGGAAAGAAACAUAACUGAGUGGUGGAGAUACGUAGACACGCCUUCGUGAGACUGCCAUCCUUAAUGCAGCCCUCUGAGCAGCUGGGUAUUCCCACAUCCUCAGACUCCAUUUUUCUAUUUUCCUCAUUGCUAGAUGGAACACUUUUUUCACUUUUUCCCAUGUGCAGCAUUUUAGUCAUAAAGAUCAAAUGGUAGCCUUGGCCAGGUCCCUAAAUGGCUGCCAAGUCAGACCUGACAUCCUGAAAUUCCCAGGCUUCUCUGUGGGAUCAUUUGCCAGACCCCUGGGAAAUGAUAAGGCAGAGCUUCUAAGGGCUUGUCACUGUCAUUCUUUCAAUAAUUUGUCUAGACUAAGUAACUUCCCUUACACCCUGAUAACUUGAUUUUCCCAGCUCCUUAGUUGCCAUGCAGAACUUUGGGGAUUUCUUUUCCUAACCAGACCAAAGAUAAUUCACCAAAACUAUAGAAAGCAUGACAUCUGGGUUUCAGUGCUGUGAAGGUCAAUGUGAAUGGAUUUCACCUUGUUCGGUUUAUCUUUGCUUCCUGACCUUAUUUUAUUUUCCAUUUUUCUCACCCGUCUGUUUCAUACAUAUGAAUAAGGAUAAUGAUAGGUGUUGGUGAAGCAUAUGGAGAUCUGGAACUGAUAAAAUUCAAGAAAGUGUUAUAUUAUCUUGUCUCCUAAAUCAUUGCCUUGCCUGGAAGCAAGAUGCCAGGGCAAGUUUACCUGGUUCCCAAGCAACUCAAAACUGAUAAAGAUGUGUUCACUAACAUGAAUGCUAAUCCUUAAGUCUGAAAAUUGUUUUAAAACAUCAGGACCUGAACAACCUUGAUCUUAAAGAGACUGAUAACAGAAUUUUAAAUGAACUCAUCUGAGUUUUUCCAUUUAAAUUUGUAUGGUAAAAAAAUAAAUAACAUUUUAUUUGUUUUAUGUAUGUUUGUAAGUUCUACCUUUCCUUUUUAUUAUUUAUCUGAUUAUUUAAGUAAAAUUUUUAUAAACCAUGACCUAUAUUUUCUAUAUAAUUUAAAGAUAUUCGUUAAUAUUUUAACAAUAAAACUCUUGAUUUUUUUUUAAUGAUCAGCUUGCAAGUUCUAGUUCAGUAAAUACCUGAGUGUGCAUGUAUGCUACAAAAGGUAGAAUGAAGUUAGUUUAUUUUUCACUGAGUUUAGGUUCUAUCAACAUUGUAACUAAACAUUCUUAACACAGGUAAGAUAAGGUGAAGAUAAACUCCUUUGGGGCCCUGAUUUUUUGCACUAGAAUCUACUAUAUCUGAAUUCAAAGGUAAUUGAUGGUCAACACUCACUUGCACUAUUUGUAAUAUUUGCUUGUUGCCUGGCUAAAGAAUCAAGACAACAGAAAAUUCAUUAAAAUAGCACCUUCUAUAGUUUUAUACUUUUAUAAAGCACUUCAUUAAAGAAGUAUUGCAAUUUCUAUGUAUUUUAACAUACAAACUGCUGCUUUUUAAUACUCAUUUUUCAUAUAGCAAUAAUUUCUAAUAGUAAUUUUUAUACUUAUAACUUGUUUUCUAAAGAUGUUAUCAUUGCAAUAAAUAUUCACAUAAAUGGAAUAAACCAGGAGGUAAAUUAUUAACUUGUUUAGAUAAUGAACUUCUGUAACCAUAAAUUUUUACAUGUAAAGUCCAUUUAAAAUAGGGCUUAAUGAGAUUAUUUUGAUUUUUCGAGACUUUCCUCUAAAUUACUCUCUUACAUUGUAAAUACAUUGAUGUCAAUAAAACUCCAAUUGCUACUAACAAUGCUUUAGUUGAUGAUAAGCUAAUAAAAGCUAUUUUGUGUAGGAGGUAACUUUGUGCCUAUACUGGAAGUGAUGAAAGAAAGUUCACUUAGGUUAUGGUGAAGAUGAAAAUCAAGUUGGAAAAUUCACACCUCCAUAAAAGUAAUACACACCAUUGAAUGCCAGAGGGUUAAAGAGGCCUUAUUGCUAAGAGUUUAUUGUUAAUAGUAUAAUGCUUCAGAAUACCCCACUUAAAUAUACAGUGUAUAUAUGUAAAUAUGUAGGUAUUUUAUUUUUAAAGCAAGUUUGUGAUGUGUUACCACUUAGGGGCUCUUUGUGACUGGCACUUCUGUGUUCUGAAACAAAUAAGCCUUAAGCACUUUUGUUAAAAUGUUGUCAAAUAAUCCUUUUAUGUACUUGUGCUCUAGAUACGAAAUGUGUUAUAAGACAAAGCGCAAAUUUAAA